AUGUCCAACAGUAAUACUGACACUGGUGACACCGUUUUGUCACAGGAUACGAAUUUAACACCCAUUACGACGACAUUAACAUCUAAUGAACGUGGCAAACUCUUAACAAAUAUUGAACCCAUCGAAGUGGUCACAUUGAUAAGUGAUGAUUCGGAUACGGAGCCAUCGCCAAAACGAAAACCUGCAGUGUCAAAUGUUACAACGUGUAGCGGCGGUGGAGGAGGUAUCACAAGCGUCACCCAUGUUGGCGGCGGUAGCGCUCCUAGUAGUGUCAAAAAAUAUACCACUGAGGGGGCUGCGGGUGAAGAUUCCAAUGAUGGCCAUCAUGAUGAACGACGCACAAGUCGCCGCAUCAAACCCCGUGUAGAUUAUACAAAUAAAACAAGUACUACCACCACCACAAAUGCAGAUGAAAAACCAGCUACACCAUCCGGAGCUGCGGCCGGAGCGGCGGGACAUCAUCAUCAUUCGUCCAACGCAAGUGUUCACAGUAAUUCCGAAAAGAAAUCCGAUUCUCGUUCCAGAAAAUCUGAAUCCCUUAAAAGUCCCUAUGCCAAAGAGAUUACCGAUCCCCGGGAAGCGGCCGCCGCCGCUGCUGAGGCAUACAAGGAGAUAUUGACCGGCUUGGAGGGUGCAGCAUUUCAGUCAAGGCUACCCUUUGAUAAAAUGACCUCAAAUGAGGCAGCCUGCUUUCCAGAUAUCACCAAGACGGGUUUGGUGGCCCAACGUGUGUUCCUUAAUAUAAGAAAUCGUCUGCUGCAAAUGUGGAUCGAAAAUCCAAAACAACAACUGAUAUUGGAAAAUGCCCUCAAGGACAUGGAACCACCGUUUGAUAGUGAUCCGAAUUUAGUUAAACGUAUCCAUUCCUUUCUCGAACGUCAUGGUUUUAUAAACUUCGGCAUUUUUAAACGUCUCCGCCCCAUACCCAGCAAAAAGCUGGGCAAGGUCAUUGUUAUUGGGGCGGGUAUUUCGGGCUUGGCUGCCGCUCAACAGUUACAACAAUUUGGCAUGGAUGUAAUUGUCUUGGAGGCCAGGGAUCGUGUGGGAGGUCGUAUUGCCACAUUUCGCAAAAAUAACUACAUUGCCGAUUUGGGCGCCAUGGUUGUGACCGGUGUCUGGGGUAAUCCCAUGACAAUACUUAGCAAACAAAUUGGCAUGGAAAUGAUACCAAUACGACAGGCAUGUCCCCUAUAUGGGGCUGGUGGUAAACCUGUACCCAAACACAAGGAUGAUAUGGUGGAGCGGGAGUUCAAUCGUCUAUUGGAAUCGGCCAGUUAUCUAUCCCACCAAUUGGACUUCAAUUAUGCCGGUAAUAAUCCGGUGUCUUUGGGUCAAGCUUUGGAAUGGAUUAUAAAGCUGCAAGAAAAAUCGGUCAAGGAGAAACAGGUGCAGUAUCUGAGUCAGCUGUGUGAGGCCCAAAAGGCCAUAAUUGACAAUCAAACGAAAACUUCGAGAAUUUUGACAAGGAUACGUCAAUUGAAGAGUCAGCAUGCCAAGUUGUUGCGUACACGGCCGCCACGUGUGGAGGGUGAGAGCGGUGGCAGCAGCAGCAGUGCAUAUGCCGAACAUGAGUUCGAAAUACGUUCCACCCACUAUGAAUGGACGAAGGCAUGCAAACAAUACGACGAACUUCUAAAGGAGGAGGAAGUGUUGCAGAAUAAACUCAAGGAAUUGGAAACGAACCCACCAAGCGAUGUUUACCUCUCAUCCAAAGAUCGCCAAAUACUCGACUGGCAUUUUGCCAAUUUGGAAUUUGCCAAUGCCACCCCACUGUGCAAUCUUUCGCUCAAGCACUGGGAUCAAGAUGAUGAUUUCGAAUUUAUUGGCAAUCACACCACUGUGCGCAAUGGUUAUUCUUGUGUUCCCAUCGCCUUGACCGAGGGCUUGGAUAUUCGCGUCAAUACUGCCGUUAAAACCAUUAAAUAUUUCCCAACCGGUGUUGAGAUUGUGGCGGAGAAUUUAAAAACCAACAAUUCAUCGGUUACUUAUAAGGCUGAUUUGGUUUUGUGUACCCUAACAUUAGGGGUGCUGAAAAUUGCCACCGCCAAGGUUCAGUCACAACAGGCGAAUACUGUGAAAUUUGAACCUGCGCUACCGGAUUGGAAACAACAGGCCAUACAACGUUUGGGUUUCGGUAAUCUCAAUAAAGUGGUGCUGUGUUUCGAUCGCAUUUUUUGGGAUCCAAAUACAAAUUUGUUUGGUCAUGUGGGCAGCACCACGGCCAGUCGUGGUGAAUUGUUUCUAUUUUGGAGUAUAUCCUCAUCGCCAGUACUACUAGCCUUGGUGGCCGGACGUUCCGCGGCCAUAAUGGAAAAUGUCUCCGACGAUGUGAUUGUGGGCCGCUGCAUUGCCGUACUCAAGGGAAUAUUUGGUAAUGGUUCGGUGCCGCAGCCCAAGGAAACAGUUGUGACACGCUGGCGUGCCGAUCCCUGGGCUCGGGGUUCAUAUAGCUUCGUAUCGGUCGGUUCAUCGGGCAGUGAUUAUGAUCUAUUGGCCGCCCCUGUUAUACCACCCAACGUAAAUAAUCCCAAACCCAAUCAGGAAUUGGAUGAGUUGCCACGGCUCUUUUUUGCCGGUGAACAUACAAUACGCAAUUAUCCCGCCACGGUGCAUGGUGCUUUUUUGAGCGGUCUACGUGAAGCCGGACGUAUUGCUGACUAUUAUUUGGGAUAUCCAGAGGGUACACCACCCGACAUUGGCUAUUCGGUGGUGGAGGCGGCAAAUACCGCUUCCGUGGGUGACACCGUGGAUUUAGUGGAUAUAGCCCAUUCGACGGACUCGUCAUCAAAGACCUCAGAUGAUAAGUCAAAUCCUGCCGAUAUAAAUGAGUGAAAUAUAG
Molecule: messenger RNA, 2839 nt
Organism: Musca vetustissima
Lineage: Eukaryota; Metazoa; Arthropoda; Insecta; Diptera; Muscidae
Gene: Su(var)3-3
Product: possible lysine-specific histone demethylase 1
Exons: 2
Coding region: 1-2832 (943 amino acids)
Biological process (GO): regulation of DNA-templated transcription
Cellular component (GO): nucleus
Molecular function (GO): flavin adenine dinucleotide binding; protein binding; oxidoreductase activity
Source: RefSeq, a predicted model, not a curated record